CUUUCUUUCUCUGCAAUGGUGAAGAAGAAGGAGAGCUCCGGAAAAUCGAAGCAGUCUCUCGACGCCAACGGCAACAAUGACGCGAAGAUGGAGGUGCGCUCCGGUCGCCGCUGCAUAUAUAGACCUUUCCCGCGACCACCCUGUCCCUUUCCAGUCCUUUGGUCCAAGAAGGCGAAGAAUAUUGUUGUGAAUCUCGAGUUAUUCCCAGGGCUGCAAAGUCGCAUGUCCAGUAAUUACAAUCAAUCAAAUUCAAGGGUUCAACGACCUUUCACACCUGUGUUUGGACCUAAGACUAAAAGGAAGCGCCCCUGCCUCUUGGCUUUUGAUUAUCAGUCCUUAGCUAAGAAAGCUCAUGUUGCACAAGAAGCUUUUGAAGAAAAGUAUGCUGCAGGUGCUAGUGGAACUGCAGAAGCUAAUGAAGCAGAUGGAUUUAUAGAUUUACUGGGACAUACCAUGUUUCAGAAAGGUCAAACCAAACACAUAUCGGGUGAGCUCUACAAGGUCAUCGAUUCUUCAGAUGUUGUUGUCCAAGUUCUAGAUGCAAGGGAUCCUCAAGGAACACGGUGUUACCAUUUAGAGAAGCAUUUGAAAGAAAAUUGCAAGUACAAGCACAUGAUGCUUUUACUGAACAAGUGUGAUCUGAUUCCGGCUUGGGCAACAAAAGGGUGGCUUAGAGUUUUGUCAAAAGAAUAUCCAACUCUAGCAUUCCAUGCAAGCAUUAACAAGUCCUUCGGAAAGGGCUCACUUCUAUCGGUUCUGAGACAAUUUGCUCGAUUGAAAAGUGAUAAGCAAGCAAUAUCUGUUGGAUUUAUUGGAUAUCCAAAUGUUGGGAAGUCAUCGGUGAUUAAUACGUUGCGAACGAAAAAUGUCUGCAAGGUUGCUCCAAUUCCAGGGGAAACAAAAGUAUGGCAGUAUAUAACUCUUACAAAGAGGAUCUUUUUGAUCGACUGUCCAGGUGUUGUUUACCAAAACAAGGAUUCUGAAGCAGAUGUUGUGCUGAAGGGUGUGGUACGUGUAACAAACUUGAAAGAUGCUGCGGAUCGUAUAGGUGAGGUUUUGAAACGUGUGAUGAAGGAGCACUUGCACAGAGCAUAUAAAAUAAAAGAGUGGGAAAAUGAAAAUGACUUCCUACUUCAGCUUUGCAAAUUGACUGGCAAACUUCUGAAGGGAGGUGAGCCUGACCUGAUGACUGCAGCAAAGAUGGUACUUCAUGACUGGCAGAGGGGUAAAAUUCCCUUUUUUGUUCCUCCCCCACAGCAGGAGGACUUGUCCGAGGAACCUAUUGUUAAUGGCUUAGAUGUCGAUGAUGGCGUUGAUAGUAACCAGGCAUCUGCUGCUAUUAAAGCUAUUGCAAAUGUUCUUUCAUCCCAGCAGCAAAGUAGUGUACCUGUUCAGAAGGAUUUAUUUACUGAGAAUGAGUUGGAGGAGGAAGCUGAUAAUCUACUUCUGAUCUCAGGGGAUAGCCCAGAUGGAGAUGUUCUGGACUCUGAUAGCGACACAUCAGAGCAGGAUCCAGACACUGAGGUUCCAUAUGAGCAGCCUCAUUCUGCUUAAAUGGACAAACAAGGGAGUCAUGGGUCAUCAGUUUUGGUGGCAGUAUAUGAGUUGGUUUUACUUCCAUUUCUGAAAAAGCUUUCAAGAGAGAUCAAGCUUCCAUUUUCCUUGACCACCUAUGCCCGAGGCCAAGGCCAGUUCUAUGUUUGGACUUCAUUUGCUCUCAAAUUAGAAGGCUGGGACAAUUAUAAAGUUAAAAACUACUAGGAUUUAAACCUGUGCAUUGAACCUUAUUACCUUAAUACGUUAUGUUUUUUUGUUCAAUAACUACUUGAAUUUUAUAUGAUCUAUGGUAACAUAGUAAUUAUGACAAA
Lotus japonicus is the source of this 1868-nucleotide messenger RNA. RefSeq names its product nuclear/nucleolar GTPase 2-like. Gene Ontology annotation, molecular function: GTP binding. The transcript is spliced from 11 exons. Gene Ontology annotation, cellular component: nucleolus. Lineage: Eukaryota; Viridiplantae; Streptophyta; Magnoliopsida; Fabales; Fabaceae. The record is from RefSeq and is a predicted model, not a curated record. The coding region runs from base 16 to 1554 and encodes 512 amino acids.